AGAAUAAUUCUAAAACUCAGGAAUUUUAAAAAGCUGUAUAUGAUGUGCUUGGAUGGAAAACACAGAAGCAGAAAAGGAAGAUGUAGAAGAAGGCUGCCAAUGUGCCAUCGGUGACCAAGACUCAACAAAGAACCCAGGGGGAGAGAGGUGAAAGAGGGUUUAACUCCUGGACCAUGGAGGCUUAUUUUGGUAAUAUUGUGUUUGGCUCCAAGUUUGACUCAGGGAACCUGGCUCGUGUGGAGAAGGUGGAGAAGGCUAGCUCAAGCCCUUCUUCCGACACAGCUUCCAGUGGGAGUGCUCCUUUAGUAUCAAGCCUCUCCCCUGAUUAUGAGUUCAAUGUGUGGACACAGCCGGACUGUGCUGGCACAGAACAUGAGAAUGGAAACAGGUCAUGGUUUUACUUCAGUGUACGGGGUGUAGCACCAGGGAAGAUACUGAAGAUCAAUGUGAUGAACAUGAAUAACCAGAGGAAGCUCUACAGCCAGGGCAUGACUCCUCUUGUUCGCACUUUACCUGGCAAGAAUCGGUGGGAAAGGAUUAGAGACAGACCCACAACUGAGAUUAAAGAUAACCAGUUCAUUCUCUCAUUCACUCACCGGCUGUCAGAGGUGCGAGGGGCAACCACCUACUUCUCCUUCUGCUAUCCAUUCUCUUAUAGUGAGAGUCAGGAGAUGCUGCAGCAGUUGGAUGAGAGUUACCCCAGUGGUGCUCACCUCAGUCCAAGCAGUGCUCCAGAAAGUGUGUAUUAUCACAGGGAGUUGCUAUGCCACUCUCUGGAUGGCAACAGAGUGGACCUGCUCACUGUGACCAACUGCAAUGGGAUGCAGGAGCAGAGAGAGCCCCAUCUGCCUAAGUUAUUUCCAGACACUAACACUCCAAGACCACAUCGCUUCUGCAACAAAAGGGUGUUUUUCCUAAGCAGUCGGGUGCACCCAGGGGAAACUCCCGCAUCCUUUGUGUUUAAUGGUUUCCUGAAUUUUAUCUUAAGAAGAGACGACCCGCGAGCUCACACACUUCGAAACAUGUUUGUGUUCAAACUCAUUCCAAUGCUUAACCCAGACGGGGUUGUCCGCGGACACUACAGGACUGACUCCAGAGGAGUGAACUUGAACAGACAAUAUCUGAACCCCAGCCCUGAGCUGCACCCAUCCAUCUAUGCAGCCAAAACUCUGUUGCUCUACCACCACACACACAAUCGCUUGCACAAUACACAGUCCAGUACACACUUAAACAACACUACAAACACACAGACUCCUUCCCCCAUCAACAUCAAACCCACCAGUCAGCACCAAGCUCCUCCCCGCGGAGUCAGCUCGAAUCAACGAAUUGCAGAGAAAGAUGAAAAUCCCACACAAACUGAAAUUCCCAUGGCGAUGGAGGAAAAUGUCUGGGUUAUUACAGAGAUGGGGAAAGAAGACAGCUCCUCGAGCUCCUCAGAGACUGUAGCCCCAGUUACUGUAGACGUCCCACAGGUGGAGGAACAGGAAUCAAUUCCACCUCAGGAGGGGGGUGUGGCUUAUUAUGUGGACUUACAUGGCCAUGCCUCCAAACGUGGUUGUUUCAUGUAUGGAAAUAACCUUCCUGAUGAGAGCCAGCAGGUAGAGAACAUGCUGUACCCAAGGCUGAUCGCUGUGAACUCUGCCCACUUUGAUUUCCCUGCCUGCAACUUUUCUGAGAAAAAUAUGUAUGCACGGGACAAGAGAGAUGGGCAGUCGAAGGAAGGCAGUGGUCGGGUGGCAAUCCACAAGGCCAUAGGGCUGCUGCACAGCUACACUUUGGAGUGCAACUACAACACAGGUAAAACCAUGAACACCAUCCCACCUGCCUGUCAUGACAACGGACGGGCGACCCCACCUCCACAUUCAUCAUUCCCUCCAAAAUACACUCCAGAGAUAUUUGAACAGGUGGGGCGUGCUGUGGCCAUCUCAGCUCUGGAUAUGCUGGAGUGUAACCCCUGGUCACGGCUGGUUCUGUCAGAGUACAGCUGCCUAACAAAUCUUCGAGCCUGGAUCCUCAAGCACGUCCGCAACACCAAAGGCCUGAAUACAAACAUGCAUGCCCACCCUCCAACAAGACCACACCACAAUGGCAGUAAGGCUUCACCACCAAAAGGUUUCAACAACUUUCUGUCUGGCUCCACCUCUGAGAACACGCUCAACCGCGUUCGAUGCAACAGCCACAGCAGCAGCAGCCAAACACCCUCUCCCAAGAUGCACAGCUCUCCAAGCUUUACUUUUGGCUGCCCUCCACCCCGGACUCACUCGCAGCACAAUAGCACACACACAAGAGGACGUGGCAGCAACAAGACACUCGUACCGGUCAGGGACCCUAAGCCUCAAGAGAAGAGACGCCCCCCCCACCACCGCUCCGUCCUACAGUCUCCCAGCAACAGCCACACUCCCUCACGCCCCCCACUCUCACCCCCUUCCUCCUCCUCCUCCUCGUCUUCCUCAGUGUGUGCUGCAGGCUCCUGUCCCCUCCCGGCCUCCGUCAGUAUGACAGGCAUCAUCUUUCCAGACUUUCAGGCAGGUGGAACCAGUUCAGAGCGUCCGUCCAAAAUACCAUUUCCCAUGCGUCCUGGGCGUGUGGCGAAAGGCUGCCGGAGUCUAUUGGUUGCUAAAGUCUCCGGGCCUGAACACAUCCUUUCCUCCAUCAAACUUACCAAGUGUGACCUGCAACCGCACGUGAGCUGCAUCACCAUCCGGAAGCCGGGGUCAAUGGACAGCCCAUCCACACGUGGCAGUAAAACAAAACCGGUUGGCAAUACUCAUUCCUCAUCUGGAGGAAAAGAGGAGUCGGCCGCCAUCAAAGUCUGGAAGCUGCUUCGACCAGGUCUCCACCGACACCUGUCACUGUCAGGUGUAUCAGGGAAAGACGGUGCCAUACAGCUGGCCUCCAAAGCACUUCUGAAGGACACAGACAACCAUCUACACUGCAAGGACUGUGCCAUCAUAAAGGCUGCACCAGAGACAGAUGAGAUACUGCAACAGGUUGAUGAAACUCCAGUGAGUCCGCUGCCGGAGCCUGUCGGUAUGGGUGACACAGUGACCCUCUGUGGAGAAGCCUAGGAACUGCAGAGGAGGAAGAGGCACUUGUAUACGACACCAAUUUUUAAAUCAUAACCAUUCAAAACAGGCAUUAUAUCAGACUGACUAAACUGUGCAAUAUGUUUUUUUUAUUAUUAUUUUAUAUAUUCAGUUUCCUGAAUAUCGUUACCAGUACAUAGUUAAAGGUUAUAAUUCCCUACAACUGUGCGGCUCAAUACCUACAAACUGCUCAGUACAUACCUUCCCUGAAGUCACAGGGGGUGAAGUGCCUUGCUCAAUGACACCAUAACGGUGAAGCACACAUGUGAAAUAUCUCUUAACAUUUCAGUUACUCUUAGUGUCCCUCAUAUUUGUGUUUUUUGCCACUUUACUAUUUUCCUUCUGCUGCUCUCUCCCUCAAACGGAUAGUGAACACAGUCUGACAAGUAUUCCUAUAUACACUGAUGAGUAUACUGCAUGCCACAGUCAGCCACUCGUUACAUUAGAGGUUGACUUCUAGUCUCACUUAAGAGCACAAUGGCACCUUGUACAGCUUCCUUUACGUCCUUUUUGUAUUUUAAAACAAUGUGAGAGCGAAGUGUGUAUUGAUUUCAAAAGUCCUUUGCGCUUUGUAUGUUACUCAUAAAAAGGUAUUCACCAUUCAUUUUACCAUACUGUUCACCAGAACCGAAACUGGAAUGUCUAAUUGUGGAGUCACAAUUAUCCAAAACGCAAAACAGUCAGUGAGCAAGUCUGUCAUUCAUUUGACACCACUGACACAAGUACAAAAAAUUCCGAGUAGACAGUAUGAGAUUCGGGACAGAUGUACAUCUUACAUGGGACCACCCUCAGUGUGUGCAUGUGCACAUGGCUCUCGUGAAGGAGGCCAACAAAAACAAACCCAUCAUGAACCCCUUUGUUGUUAUCAUGUAAAGAAACCUCUCCAGAGCAGGUCAAGGAGGCCUUGUGGAGCUGGAGGGUUAAAGAAAGGCAGCUAAACACAAAGAAAUUCCAAAAGCAAAUCCAUGUGUCAUCUACAAAAGAGCUAUAAACCUUUACUUUCCAAAAUUCCCAGGUUGAUGUGGAUGUAAAACAAAUAUAUAGCUGUAGUUGUUCACAUUCCCUCUUAGAACAGUGAUUUGAAAAGAAGAUCAAUCAUUUUGUUACUUAGAAUUAACAUGGUAAAAUUUGACUUCAGAUUUUUCCUUUUUUUGGAAUUUUGUUGAAAUUAAACCCAAGAUGGGAUUCUACUUUUAUGGAUAUUGGACAAUAUUUCGUACAUACUUGUAUUACACCAGUGUUGUGUGUGUUUUGUUCACAUGAGACAAUCUGACUGAGAUUAUACUAUGUUGGAACUUAAAAGAAAUGUGAUGUGUAAAUAAAUGAUCUUUGAAAACA
This is a messenger RNA of Solea solea (common sole), 4424 nucleotides long. RefSeq names its product AGBL carboxypeptidase 5 (gene agbl5). Gene Ontology annotation, molecular function: zinc ion binding; metallocarboxypeptidase activity. Gene Ontology annotation, biological process: proteolysis; protein deglutamylation. The record is from RefSeq and is a predicted model, not a curated record. The transcript is spliced from 17 exons. Bases 174 to 3068 code for a protein of 964 amino acids. NCBI's taxonomy places the organism in Eukaryota, Metazoa, Chordata, Actinopteri, Pleuronectiformes, Soleidae.